Molecule: messenger RNA, 560 nt
Organism: Centruroides sculpturatus (bark scorpion)
Lineage: Eukaryota; Metazoa; Arthropoda; Arachnida; Scorpiones; Buthidae
Product: exocyst complex component 7-like
Exons: 4
Coding region: 111-560 (149 amino acids)
Source: RefSeq, a predicted model, not a curated record
GCGUAUUUUUUUCCCUCGUAUUUAUUAGAAAAUCCGCUAGAGGAUGGUCGAGGUGUAUACGGAUUGUUUCUUGUUUAUCGUUUAAUGCGUUUUUAUGCCGUUAAAUAAAUAUGAAAUCGGAAAUGGAAGAAGCAAAAUCCAAGUUAGACAAGGAAAUAUACAACUUGUCUGUAUUAAAAGAAGCUGCGCUGAAAAGCAGUCAGUUAACUAAAGGAAUGUGCAGUAUAUUGACAUCAUUUGACGAACGUUUGAUGAAAUUAGAGCAGACAAUACUUCCGGUCUACCAUGAAACAGGGAAUUUACAAAGAAGACAAAAUAAUAUUGAAAAAACAAUGGAAUAUUUGGAUUAUUACAUCCAGUUUUAUAAUGUUGCAAGAGAAGUUGAACCAAUAAUAAGAGAUGGCCCUAGAGGAUGCUUAACAACAUAUUUAGAAGCUAUGGAAAAAUUAGUGAAAGCCAUUGAAUUUUUUAAAAAGAACAAUCCACAUAAGCGACAAUUGGAACAGCUGGUAAAAAUAUUUAUUUUUCUUUCUUAUGGGUUUUGCGUGGAUUGUGUUUGA